Messenger RNA from Geosmithia morbida, 321 nucleotides. RefSeq names its product large subunit ribosomal protein L36. The transcript is spliced from 2 exons. NCBI's taxonomy places the organism in Eukaryota, Fungi, Ascomycota, Sordariomycetes, Hypocreales, Bionectriaceae. The record is from RefSeq and is a predicted model, not a curated record. Gene Ontology annotation, cellular component: ribosome. Gene Ontology annotation, biological process: translation. The coding region runs from base 1 to 321 and encodes 106 amino acids. Gene Ontology annotation, molecular function: structural constituent of ribosome.
AUGUCAUCAUUCAUCAGGACACUGUCGCUCCGGGCUCCGGCGAUGAUGACGACCCGGGCCAUGGGCAUCUUCAAUCGGACGGCGGGUCUGGGCGGUCUCGGCGCUUCCACUGCUCCCGUCCAGGCUGGCUCGAUGCAGACGACGACGACGACGUUUGGAGGCGCGGUGAUGCAGCAGGUCAGGGGGAUGAAGGUUCACAGCUCUGUCAAGAAGCGCUGCGAACAUUGCAAGGUUGUUCGACGAAAGGGUGGGAAGAGGCAUAAUGGGUAUCUCUACAUCAUUUGCAAGUCGAACCCUAGACAUAAACAGCGACAGGGUUAG